AAUUUCAACAUGGCGGACGAUAGGUUCGAUGUUGUUGUCAUUGGAUCUUGCUUUGUGGACAUGAUAAGUUACGUUCCCCGUCUCCCAGAAUCCGGUGAAACAAUCAAGGGAACAAAAUUUCAGUUAGACUUUGGUGGUAAAGCAGCUAACCAAUGCGUAAUGGCGCAGAAGCUUGGAGCAAACACCGCGAUGGUGGCAAAAGUUGGAAAUGACCAGUUUGGAAAAGACACCAGAAACAACUUUAAAAGAUUCGGCGUUAACACUGAUUUUAUAGCAGUGACCGAUAAAGCAGAAACAGGUGUCACCAAUAUAGGUAAGAAACUGAGAAGUUGCAUAGUCAUAGCUAGAUCGAAGGAACAAGCUUAAUCUACCACGGGAAUUAAUGUGUCACUGAACAAUUACAUAAUACCCGGUCACGAGAAAGCGUUACUACCUUGAGUGCCACCGCGGUGCUAAAUCAACUCUUAACUGAGUUGAUUAUGAAAACUAAAAUUUGUCACGCAGAAGAAAGCUUUAAGAAUCAUUACUCAUUCUCCACCACGUGUACAUACUUACUCGCUCUUUAACAAACUCAAAAUGCUCAACAUAUUUAAUAUUUAUAAGUACCAAGUUUCUUGCUUUGUUUUCCUUCACAUGCAGAAGCUCUUGUCCUCUCCUCUUUCAUCUCUUUUCGUUCUUAACUCUGAUUGUCAUCAAUAUCUCACCAGGCAAAAAGACAACUUACAUCUUCAUACUCACAAAUAUUCGUUUUCUCUUCGGGUACAGGGUCCUCUAAUUUGGAAUGACAUUCCUCUCUCACUUCGUAAUUCACUUACUCUUUCUAGUUAUAAACAUAAACUGAGAGAUUAUUUUCAAUCAUUAAACUAAGUUUAAACUAAGCUGAACUCAAUUUUUUUCUCCCUUCAAACUCUUUUCUUUAUUACUUUUUGCACACUAUCAUUAAUUGUUAUGUUUAUUUUGCUUUAUAUGUAGUGAUAAUUCUUUAUAUGUUGUAAUAGUUUGCAUUUUCUCUGUAAAUCUUGUACUUAUUAAUUUUUAUUCUCAUUGUAACUUAGCAGUACAUUGUAACUCUCUGACCAAUGCCAUAUAAGCCUCUGGCUUUGGCAUCUUAUUAUCGUUAACUUGUGCUUUGUGUACUUAUUUAUCAAUAAAGAAUUAUGUCAUGUUAAGAGAAAAAGAAAGAAGAAGAAUGCAGGGCUGUGCUCUAGCAAUGUCUAUGGGAGACUAGGAAUUCUUAGUUUGUUUCAAAGUAAUCAGAUGCUGGGCACCCUGGGUUUCACAGGUUCAUAGUACUGGGGUCCCUCCAGUUUUCCUUAGAGUACAGACUUUUGGAAUGACUUUAAACUAACAAGUUUUAAGUCAUCCCAAGUGUCACCCAUUUUUUUUAGCAGAGCCUGAUCCAUAUUACUACAAUACUUUAAAUACUUACAGUCUAUUUUCUCUCUCGUAGCUGUUAACAAUUCUGGUGAACCAGCAUUUAUCAGUCUAGCAGGAGCCAACAGACAUCUGUCAGUAGAAGACAUUAAAGCAGCUGAACUUUUCAUCAAAUCUUGUCAAGUUGUGAUCUGUGACAAGGGCAUACCCCUCAAGAUUGCAGAGGCAGCAUUGCAGUAUAGCAAAGAAUUAGGCAAGAAAACUCUAUUUAACCCAUCUCCAAAGCUGGAAAGUCUGCCAAGGUCUAUAUACUUGAAUGCUGAUUCGUUAAUUGUUAAUAGAGAAGAAGGUGAGAGCUUAACGAACAUGUUAGCAGAUGAUAUUGAAGGAGCUAAGAAGGUUAUUUGCAAACUACAUCAGUGGGGAGCUAAACAAAUAGUGUUGACUCUUGGAUCUGAGGGGGCAAUAUCAUCUGAAAUCUCAUCACAACACAGUGGUAAGUGCUGUCUUCUGUCCAGUUUAAAAAUUUCAGAAUUUACUAGGAGUUGUAUGGAAAACCACUCAAGCGUCAAACGUGACGGGGUGGCAAGAGUUGUUGUUCUCAUACAAAUCCUUCUCAUUUUUAAUGGCCGUUGCAAUCGCUACUUUUCAGGUAUAUGGCUGAAACAGGUUACCUAAUUUUAAUAAAAUUAUGUAUUAGCAAACUGUUUUCGUGUUUACCAAAAGUUGAUCACGUGAUCAACUAAUGCAAAAGGCCUAUUGACCAGCUUGUCCUUCAUACAAUCCAUUGUCACAUUUUGCUUGGGCAGGGUUGCUGAGUGUGAGACUUAGAUUAUAGCGUGUGUAGUAAGGGUUUCCAUGCCGGUUCAUUGGGAAAAGUACACAGGGGAAAUAAUAGAGGGAUUAAGGGAAAAGGGAGGUUUCUUUUCCUUUUUCAGCUCUUGUUACAAUUUUCCCCAAUAACUCAAUAGGAGAGGCUUGCUACGCAGGCUACUGAGUUUAUGAUUUAAUAGUUAGAAAAUGUUUUUUAACCUGUUGUCACUUUUUUAUUAUUAUUUAUGUUGUGCAACAUUAUUUAAAAAAUACAUGUCCAUAAGAUAAAUAAUAUAUUAUAAUAAUGUUAAAUUAGUGAAUGUAAAUAGAAGAUGACUUGCUUGGUCACUGCGGAUUGGGCAAGUGAUGUGAGGAUGAAAGUUAUAGUGAGGACAUGGUAUCAAAAUGGUAGCAAAAUUUCUGGAUCUCAACAACAUGUCCUGCAAAUAUGGCAGCCGUGUUGAUCAAUGUACUUGAAUCUUUCUUCACUGAUGAGCCAAAAUCAAUUCAUCUGGGAGGGAACCACCAAUUCUAAGCGCGUUGAGUCAUUUUGAAUAUUAUUAUUCCAAUAGUGUUAUGAGGGGAUCUGUUCAUGGGCAAAACCCGCCAAACGAUUGCCAUUGUUCCAACUUGCCUAGCCUGUAGGAUAUCAUUAGGGUUAGCAUUAGGGGUAGGGUUAGGGGAAGGGGAGGUUGGGGUAGGGAUAAGGGUAGGAGAAGGAGAGGGUAGGGUACAGCUUCAGAAUUGAAAAAAAAGAGGGUUCUUAUAGAAGGCACCCCUUUCUCUCUCUCCCCAAUCCUACUCCCAUUUUUCCUUUCUUUCCUCUCCCUUUCACUUUAAUUUGAUGCAUGUCAAGGAGGCUAUGUUCUCCUACAGUACAGUCAUACAGAUGUUUUUUCUUUCCAAGUUCCAGUAAUGGUGCUCAUACCAACACAGAAGGUAGAAGUAGUGGAUACAACUGGAGCUGGAGAUGCUUUAAUAGGCGCAUUAGCAUUCUACAUGUCAUGUUAUCCUCAGCUGUCUUUUGCAGAAAUGGUGUUCAGAGCAGUCAACGUUGCAACAGUGACUGUAACAGCACAUGGUGUACAAGCCAGUUAUCCUGCUUCGGAACAACUGGAUAAAUGUCUGUUUGACAGCAAUGCAAGAACAGCUGAACAAUUAGGACUUGUAUCACUGAAUGUUGUUAAUCUAGAAAAUAGUCAUGAUGAACUUCCAGAAUAAUUUUAUUGAGGAAAAUAAAUUUUCAAUUGUUCUUAAAAAGGCACUGGCGCAUGAGUUGGAAAAAUCUGAGGAACAAUAGGCUUGCUAGCCUGAGAAAAAAGCCAACAUUCCGCGACACCACCAACGAUUUCCCAGCGAAAUGACAUCUCAGAAAUUAGUGCAGAAAUUCUAUACUGAUGACGCGUCACUUCCCAGAUCUGGUUAGUGUUUCUGAUUGGUCGUAGCGCGCGGGAAAUUUGCUUCAACCAAUCAGAAGCACUAACCAGAUCUGGGUAGUGACGCGUCAUCAGUAUGGAAAUUCUGCACUCAUUUCUCAGGCGUCAUUUGGCGGGAAACCAGUGGUGGCGUCGCCAAACGUCGACUGUUCUCUCAGGGUGUAGACUUGCAGCAAUGAAAACAAACGGGACCUAUCGAAAAAUAAGUCAAAGCGGUUUGUGCUUUGUAAUUGGUAACAACGACGACGGCUACGCCAACGAGAGUAUCAAAUAAAUAAUCGAUAGGUUUAUGAAAAAAGAAGGCAAUAAUUUUGCACGUGCAGCACACUUUUCAGUGACUUUUUGGUACCUCUGUCUCUUUGCCGUCCAAGCACGACCACAACGUGAGAUUUCCUAGACUUUCUCAAAGUACUUUGCGCUCCCUCGCUCGCUUUUGCCGCAGAAAACACAAAACAUCUACCGCUCGCGCUUCGCGCUCGUAAAAAAAAAUUGAGCUCGACUUGUAGGCAAAUCUAGAGAUUUCCUUAUCAGACAUUUUACGGAAGACGUGGACACAUACAACGAAUUUUUCUUUCUCUUUCUGUACUUGUUUCCUGUCCCCAAAUAAAUAACUCUAGAAGAAUCCGGCUACAUUUGACAUUUUAAGCUAGCUGGAAUAAAAGCGACAAAGUUUCAAAAAAACAGUCUUUUAAAAAUGACCAUCUCUCUGCCGUACGGAGCCCAGUAAGUGCCUAAAAAUUUUGUGCGCAAUUUUUCCUUAAUAAUUCUUUAUAUGUUGUAAUAGUUUGCAUUUUCUCUGUAAAUCUUGUACUUAUUAAUUUUUAUUCUCAUUGUAACUUAGCAGUACAUUGUAACUCUCUGACCAAUGCCAUAUAAGCCUCUGGCUUUGGCAUCUUAUUAUCGUUAACUUGUGCUUUGUGUACUUAUUUAUCAAUAAAGAAUUAUGUCAUGUUAAGAGAAAAAGAAAGAAGAAGAAUGCAGGGCUGUGCUCUAGCAAUGUCUAUGGGAGACUAGGAAUUCUUAGUUUGUUUCAAAGUAAUCAGAUGCUGGGCACCCUGGGUUUCACAGGUUCAUAGUACUGGGGUCCCUCCAGUUUUCCUUAGAGUACAGACUUUUGGAAUGACUUUAAACUAACAAGUUUUAAGUCAUCCCAAGUGUCACCCAUUUUUUUUAGCAGAGCCUGAUCCAUAUUACUACAAUACUUUAAAUACUUACAGUCUAUUUUCUCUCUCGUAGCUGUUAACAAUUCUGGUGAACCAGCAUUUAUCAGUCUAGCAGGAGCCAACAGACAUCUGUCAGUAGAAGACAUUAAAGCAGCUGAACUUUUCAUCAAAUCUUGUCAAGUUGUGAUCUGUGACAAGGGCAUACCCCUCAAGAUUGCAGAGGCAGCAUUGCAGUAUAGCAAAGAAUUAGGCAAGAAAACUCUAUUUAACCCAUCUCCAAAGCUGGAAAGUCUGCCAAGGUCUAUAUACUUGAAUGCUGAUUCGUUAAUUGUUAAUAGAGAGGAAGGUGAGAGCUUAAUGAACAUGUUAGCAGAUGAUAUUGAAGGAGCUAAGAAGGUUAUUUGCAAACUACAUCAGUGGGGAGCUAAACAAAUAGUGUUGACUCUUGGAUCCGAGGGGGCAAUAUCAUCUGAAAUCUCAUCACAACACAGUGGUAAGUGCUGUCUUCUGUCCAGUUUAACAAUUUCAGAAUUUACUAGGAGUCAGUAUGGAAAACCACUCAAGCGUCAAACGUGACAGGGUGGCAAGAGUUGUUGUUCUCAUACAAAUCCUUCUCAUUUUUAAUGGCCGUUGCAAUCGCUACUUUUCAGGUAUAUGGCUGAAACAGGUUACCUAAUUUUAAUAAAAUUAUGUAUUAGCAAACUGUUUUCGUGUUUACCAAAAGUUGAUCACGUGAUCAACUAAUGCAAAAGGCCUAUUGACCAGCUUGUCCUUCAUACAAUCCAUUGUCACAUUUUGCUUGGGCAGGGUUGCUGAGUGUGAGACUUAGAUUAUAGCGUGUGUAGUAAGGGUUUCCAUGCCGGUUCAUUGGGAAAAGUACACAGGGGAAAUAAUAGAGGGAUUAAGGGAAAAGGGAGGUUUCUUUUCCUUUUUCAGCUCUUGUUACAAUUUUCCCCAAUAACUCAAUAGGAGAGGCUUGCUACGCAGGCUACUGAGUUUAUGAUUUAAUAGUUAGAAAAUGUUUUUUAACCUGUUUUCACUUUUUUAUUAUUAUUUAUGUUGUGCAACAUUAUUUCAAAAAUACAUGUCCAUAAGAUAAAUAAUAUAUUAUAAUAAUGUUAAAUUAGUGAAUGUAAAUAGAAGAUGACUUGCUUGGUCACUGCGGAUUGGGCAAGUGAUGUGAGGAUGAAAGUUAUAGUGAGGACAAGUCAUUAUGUUAUGUUGCCAUGGUAGCAAAAUUUCUGGAUCUCAACAACAUGUCCUGCAAAUAUGGCAGCCGUGUUGAUCAAUGUACUUGCAUCUUUCUUCACUGAUGAGCCAAAAUCAAUUCAUCCGGGAGGAAACCACCAAUUCUAACCAUGUUAAGUCAUUUUGAAUAUUAUUAUUCCAAUAGUGUUAUGAGGGGAUCUGUUCAUGGGCAAAACCCGCCAAACGAUUGCCAUUGUUCCAACUUGCCUAGCCUGUAGGAUAGCAUUAGGGUUAGCAUUAGGGGUAGGGUUAGGGGAAGGGGAGGUUGGGGUAGGGAUAAGGGUAGGAGAAGGAGAGGGUAGGAUACAGGUUCAGAAUUGAAAAAAAAGAGGGUUCUUAUAGAAGGCACCCCUUUCCCUCUCUCCCUAAUCCUACUCCCAUUUUUCCUUUCUUUCCUCUCCCUUUCACUUUAAUUUGAUGCGUGUCACGCAGGCUAUGUUCUCCUACAGUACAGUCAUAUAGAUGUUUUUUCUUUCCAAGUUCCAGUAAUGGUGCUCAUACCAACACAGAAGGUAGAAGUAGUGGAUACAACUGGAGCUGGAGAUGCUCUAAUAGGUGCAUUAGCAUUCUACAUGUCAUGUUAUCCUCAGCUGUCUUUUGCAGAAAUGGUGUUCAGAGCAGUCAACAUUGCAACAGUGACUGUAACAGCACAUGGUGUACAAGCCAGUUAUCCUGCUGCGGAACAACUGGAUAAAUGUCUGUUUGACAGCAAUGCAAGAACAGCUGAACAAUUAGGACUUGUAUCACUGAAUGUUGUUAAUCUAGAAAAUAGUCAUGAUGAACUUCCAGAAUAA
Molecule: messenger RNA, 6828 nt
Organism: Porites evermanni
Lineage: Eukaryota; Metazoa; Cnidaria; Anthozoa; Scleractinia; Poritidae
Source: the annotation of a GenBank genome assembly